AUGGCUGCUAGAGAGUCCAUCACUCUGGUAUCUUACUACUGUCAAGAAAAGUAUUUCAACCACGUGCUAAAUGUUGCUGUAGAAGGGCUGAAGAUGUGCUGUGAUGAUCCUGUGCUGCUUUUCUUCAAAGCUUUUGCAAAUUUAAUGGAAGGUCGUAUCCAAGAAGCCAUCAGAGACCUCGAGGCAAUCAGGGACAAGCAAGAUGUGACAUUAUGCUCAAUUAUUGCUCUCAUUCAUGCCCACAGAAAGAGCUCGGUAAUUGAUCAGGAUGCCAUUCAGGAACUUGACACAGGGCUCAAAGAGUGCCUUAAAACUGCAGGAGAAAGAUCUCUGUAUUAUGCUGGUGUAUCCUUGUGGUUAAUGGAUCGUCACGAGGAAGCUAGAGACUAUUCUGACAGACUGAUGAAAAUUUCCAAUGGAUCAAAGGAAACUUUAAUACUUAAAGGAUGGAUAGAACUAACCAGCAAGAGUAGCAAGAGUGGGAAUUUAAAGAAGGCCAUCGCUUACCUCGAAGGAGGACUGCAGAAUUCAAAAGAUGCCUUUGGUCUGAUGGGAAAGGUCUGUUACCUUCAGAAGAAGCAGAAUUUCCUGGUUGGCCUGGAAACAGUCAACCAGAUUGUUGCCACCAACCCUACAUUCUUGCCAGCACUCAUUCUGAAGAUGAAACUGUUUUUAGCUCAGAACAACUGGGACCAGACCUUGGAAGCAGCAAAAAGAAUUAUGCUGAAGGAUAACGCCAACGUGGAUGCAUUGCUGUUCUUGUGUCUCCAUACUCUUUCAAAAAUGGAAGAAAAAUCUGAGGCUGAAAAUCAUGUGAAAGAACUCAUUAAUGCCUUGGAGAAAAGGGAACCUCAAAAUCCAAAGCUUCACCACCGAGUGGCUGUUAUUUUAAGCAGAAUGUGCGGGAGGAACCAGACCAUCCUGGACCAGGUGUACAAUCUGGUGGAACGUGCAUUCUACAUGGACCCCACAGACUCACAGAUUGCCACUGAGCUGGGAUACCAGCUGAUUCUGCAAGAGAAGCCAUGGCUUGCAGUGAAGCAGUACACUGAGGCAAUGAAACUGGAUGAAGCCAACAUACCUGCAAUGACAGGGAGAAUUCGAGCUGAGAUCUUACUUGGGCAUAUAGAAGAUGCAGAGCAACAGCUGGAGUUUCUGAAAGAAGUGCAAGAAUUCAUUGGAACAUCUGGGGAGCUGGCUUAUCUUCAAGCAGUAUUAGCAGCAAACAAGGGCAGAGGACCAAAAGUGAUCAUCAAGUUCCUGAACCAAGCUGUAGACAUUCAUUUUACUUCACUGCAGGACGUUCCUCUUAGUGUCGAGUACUUUGAGAAACUCAACCCUGAGUUCCUGCUGGACAUUGUAAAGACAUUUUUAUCCCUUUGUCCAGAUCAGCCUGUUUUGCAAGGACAACCUCUUUCUCCUCUGCUGAGACAGUCUGCUAUGAUACUCGAGCCAGUGUUCAAGGCAGCACCUGGGAUUAAGGAGGUUUUAUACAUUAUGGCUAAAAUUAGAUACCUCUCAGGUAACUUGAGCACAGCACAGGCCAUUCUGUACCAAUAUCUCCAGACGGACCCCAGUUUUGCUGAUGGCCACCUGCUCAUGGCUCAGAUAUACCUGUCCCAGGGCAAUUUUAAAGAAUGCUCCCAUUCCCUGGAACUGGGACUCAGUUACAACUUCCAGGUUAGAGAUCGUCCGAUCUACCACCUGAUUAAAGCCAAAUCACUGAAGAAGAUGGGCAACAUCGCAGAAGCCAUAACUAUAUUAAAGAUAGCCAUUGGUCUGCCUGGGGUGAGGAGGAGUUCCAAUGGAAAGGACAACGUGGCCAACAUCAGUAUAAGCGAUCGUGUCUCUGUGUAUCUGGAGCUGGCUGAGGCUCAACACUUGAACAACGAGCAGCAUGAAGCCAUCAAGGUCAUGCAAGAUGCCAUCCAUGAGUUUGCUGGAACAACAGAAGAACCUCGCAUCACCAUUGCCAAUGUUGACUUGUGUCUCAGCAGAGAUGACAUAGAAACAGCAUUCAGCAUGCUCAAGAGCAUCCAUCCCAGGCAGCCUUACUACAUCGAAGCUCAGGAGAAACUGGCUGAGAUCUAUCUGCACAAGAAGAAAGACAGAAGGCUUUACAUCAAAUGCUACAAAGACUUGUGUGAGCAGUUCCCAAAUCCACAGAUAACCCUUCUCCUUGGCGAUGCCUAUAUCACAGUCCAGGAGCCAGAAAGAGCUAUUGAGGUAUAUGAACAGGUGUUGAAGAAAAACCCUCAUGAUGGACAGUUGGUGAGGAAGAUUGGUCAAGCAUUAGUAAAAACUCACCACUAUACCAAGGCCAUUCAUUAUUUCGAGGCUGCAUUGAAAAUUGGUGGACAGGACUUCUUGCAUCAUGACUUUGCCGAACUCCUUAUGAGACUAAGGCUAUUUGAAAGGGCAAAGAAAGUUCUCAGAAGGGCUCUGGAACAUGAUUUUGUAAAUGAUUUAGCUGCCAUAAUGAAUGAUGUCAAAUACCUGAUGCUUCUGGCUAAGAUCUGCACCAAGACUAAUGAAAUAGAGGAAGCACUGACUGCUUUAAACAAGGCAUUCGAACUACAAGGACGACUACUGAAGCGCCUGUUGGUGGAGCAGUCUGAUAUGAUUCCUAUCCAGAAUCAGCUGGCGGCCUCAAUCUGUGCCCAGAUAGCUCAACUAUCAGUGGACCAGCAAGACUAUGACAAGGCAAUCCGAUACUAUACCGAGGGAUUGAACUUUGUAGAAAACAACCCAAAACUGUUGAUAGAACUUGCCCAGCUGUACCUGGCCAAAGGAGACAGUGAUUCGUGUGAAUAUCAGUGCAUCAAGUUACUGAAGAACAUAGAAAACAAUAAUGACGUUAACAUGAUGAUGGCAGACCUUAUGUUUAAGAAACAAGAAUAUGGACAAGCUAUAUUCUAUUACCGACAACUGCUGCAGGGAUCACCAGACAAUUUCUUGGUCUUAAGCAAGUUGAUUACAUUGUUCAGAAAAACAGGAAAACUUGAAAAAGUGCCAGAGGUUUUGAAUAUAGCAGAAAAGAAAUCACCAAAGACAAUCAUGGAACCAGGAUUUAAUUAUUGCAGAGGCCUCUAUUUCUGGUAUACAGGGCAGCCAAAUGCAGCACUGAAACAUUUUAAUAAAGCUCGCAAGGACAGUGACUGGGGUCAAAGUGCCAUUUACAACAUGAUCCAGAUAUGUCUUAAUCCUAACAGUGAGAUCGUUGGGGGCAGUGUGUUUGAAACCCUGGAUGAAGACCUCAGUGGUGAGCCCAAUGAAAAGGAGAUAGAUCAGCUUGCAGUCAGGACAGCAGAGAAGCUAUUGAAGGAGUACCAUCCUCAGACACAACAAGAACAGGAGCAACGUAUAUUGCUACAGAACAGCUGUCUGAUGGCCACCAACGAUCGAUCCAAUGUGGAAAAGGCCCUUGAGACAUUCACAGAAAUGGCUGCAGCUAAGGACCAUGUGCCUUCACUUCUGGCAGUAGCUCAAGCCUGCAUGGUUUUGAAGCUGAUUCCUCGGGCCAGAAAUCAGUUGAAAAGAAUAACAAAAAUACCCUGGAAUCUGAAGGAUGCUGAGGAAUUUGAGAAGAGCUGGCUUCUGCUGGCUGAUAUUUACAUUAAAGCAGGAAAAUAUGAUCUUGCGAUGGACUUGCUGAAGCACUGCUUGCAGUACAAUCAGUCUUGUUGCAAGGCAUACGAAUACACAGGUUUCAUUAUGGAGAAGGAGCAAUCCUACAUGGAUGCAGUUGCAAACUACAAAAUAGCUUGGAAGUGCAGCAGUGAGGCAAACCCUGCCAUUGGUUACAAACUUGCUUUCAAUUACCUGAAAGCAAAAAUGUACAUGCAUGCAAUUGAUAUUUGCCAUAAGGUGCUGAAAAAUCACCCAACUUAUCCAAAGAUUCGAAAGGAGGUUUUUGAGAAGGCUAGAGCAUCUCUUAAGCCCUAGAAAUUUCAAAUACUUUCCAUUGAUUGUAAUUUCAAGAAGUGUUAGGAAGAUGUG
Pristis pectinata (smalltooth sawfish) is the source of this 3999-nucleotide messenger RNA. RefSeq names its product tetratricopeptide repeat protein 21B-like. The record is from RefSeq and is a predicted model, not a curated record. Gene Ontology annotation, cellular component: intraciliary transport particle A. Gene Ontology annotation, biological process: protein localization to cilium; intraciliary retrograde transport. Lineage: Eukaryota; Metazoa; Chordata; Chondrichthyes; Rhinopristiformes; Pristidae. The coding region runs from base 1 to 3945 and encodes 1314 amino acids. The transcript is spliced from 29 exons. Gene Ontology annotation, molecular function: protein binding.